CUUUUCUCCGAGAUCAGCAGAAGCUGGAACUCGACAUGUCUUCUUCUACAGAGAUGACGGCCACUGCGAAGAUCACUCCGGAGGUUCUCCACGAACUCCUGCAGUUCUACAACCUCUCGCGACAGGAAUUCAUUCACACCUACAACAUCCAGCCUCUGGUCUACAUCCCAGAACUCCCUGCCGGAGCCAAAACCACGUUUGUCGUGAUGUACGUGCUUAUCUUCGCUCUGGCUCUGGUCGGGAACAGUCUGGUGGUGUGUAUCGUGCUGCGUAAGCGCGCGAUGCGCACCGCCACCAACAUCUUCAUCUGCUCCCUGGCGGUCAGCGACCUGCUCAUCACCUUCUUCUGCAUCCCGUUCACACUGCUGCAGAACAUCUCGUCAGAGUGGCUGGGAGGGGUUCUAGUGUGUAAGACCGUUCCUUUUGUGCAGACCACAGCCAUCGUCACUGGCAUCCUCACUAUGACCUGCAUCGCUGUGGAGAGAUACCAGGGCAUCGUCUAUCCUCUCAAGAUGAAGAGGCAGUACACUCCCAAACGAGCCUACAGGAUGCUAGGGCUGGUGUGGAUCGCUGCUGUCUUGGUCGGAUCACCGAUGCUGUUCGUGCAACAGCUCGAGGUGAAGUAUGACUUCCUGUACGAUCAUCAUCACGUGUGCUGUCAGGAGCGCUGGCAUUCGCUGCUGCACCGUCAGGUUUACACCACCUUCAUCAUGGUGGCGCUGUUCCUGCUGCCGCUGGCCGCCAUGCUCUUCCUCUACAGCCGCAUCGGGAUCGAGCUCUGGAUCCGGAAACGUGUGGGAGACUCUUCCGUCCUCAGCACCAUGAACCACAGGGAGAUCAACAAAAUCUCCAGGCAAAAGAAACGUGCUGUAAAAAUGAUGAUCACUAUCGUCCUGCUGUUCACCGUCUGCUGGGCUCCGUUUCACAUCGUGCACAUGCUGUUUGAGUACAACGAGCUGGAGAAGAACUACGACGAGGUCACGGUGAACAUGAUCAUCGCUGUGGUGCAGGCCAUUGGCUUCUCCAACUCCUUCAACAACCCUAUCGUCUACGCCUUCAUGAACGAGAACUUCAAGAAGAACUGCGUGGCCACGCUUUCGGUGUACCUGCGGCGUCCCGUGCAGCGGCCCGAACACAGCGUGCACUUCUCCAAACCCCUCAAAACAGAGGUCUUCAGCAGGAACCAGGCCGGCCCACAGCAGAACCCAGCGCUGAUGUCUUCACAGGGAGACCUGGAGAUAUUCACGGCGUUCACCGAGCAGAACGUCAAAACCACUUCCUCUCAGCUUCCCUCCAGCAGCUCCUGCCUCAAAUAAACUCAGCACAGGAAGAGGAGGGCUUGAUUGUGAUCUGAUGACAGCUAAAGCAGCCUCAGGAUCUUCAGCACUGCUGUCGGAUGAGUUCAGGAGAACAGAUGCAUGAUGGGAGAUGUGCUGGAGGAUCAUGUGCAGCACAGUGGACACACAACAGACUGACCUCAUUGUUUACUCAAUCGUGUCAUUUCAAACACAGAUGCUGUGGUUUUUAUGUGGAAC
Molecule: messenger RNA, 1535 nt
Organism: Carassius carassius (crucian carp)
Lineage: Eukaryota; Metazoa; Chordata; Actinopteri; Cypriniformes; Cyprinidae
Product: pyroglutamylated RF-amide peptide receptor-like
Exons: 6
Coding region: 36-1316 (426 amino acids)
Biological process (GO): G protein-coupled receptor signaling pathway
Cellular component (GO): membrane
Molecular function (GO): peptide binding; neuropeptide Y receptor activity
Source: RefSeq, a predicted model, not a curated record